AAACUUAAUUAUCUCUUGAAGCCAAUUUUUUCAAAGAUGCCAGAGACAGAGUAUUCGUUUGGAAGGUCAUUACUGAGUUUGCGUCGGGACCAAGCACACUUAAUGGAUCAAUCUGCCUUCCCCGAGCCUAUGAGCAUGGAGGUAGAGUUAGAUUCUUUUCAAAGACAAGUUGCGGAAAAAUUCAUCGAUCUUAAUGCUUCCGCGGCUGAUGAUGAGAUCCUAUCACUUGAAUGGAUAGGGAAACUUCUUGAUUCUUUUCUUUGUUGUCAAGAAGAUUUCCGAGUUAUAAUAUUCAACCAUAAGUCUCAGCUCCUUAAACAACCAAUGGACCGAUUGAUAGAAGACUACUUCGAAAGGAGUGUUAAAGCUCUUGAUGUAUGUAAUGCGAUCCGUGAUGGCAUCGAGCAAAUCCGACAAUGGCAAAAACUGAUUGAAAUUGUUAUAUCCGCUUUGGACUCGAGUCGAAAACAACAACUUGGAGAAGGAGAAAUCCACCGUGCAAAGAAAGCUUUAAUUGAUUUGGCGAUUGGAAUGCUAGACGAGAAAGAGUCUUCAAACACAUUGGCACACCGUAAUCGCUCUUUCGCACGCAACAAAGACCAUAAUCAACACAUUGGCUACAUUAGGUCACUUUCUUGGAGCGUUUCCCGGUCAUGGUCAGCCGCUAGGCAGUUACAAGGCAUUGGAAAUAACUUAGCAACGCCUCGAGCAAGCGAUGUCAUGGCUACUAAUGGCCUAGCCCUCACUGUCUAUACGAUGACAUCAAUAUUAUUGUUUGUAACAUGGGUUCUUGUCGCAGCAAUACCUUGUCAAGACCGUGGUUUACAUGUCCAUUUCUAUUUCCCUAGGCAUUUCCAAUGGGCAGUACCAGUCAUGUCCUUGCACGAUAAGAUCAUGGAGGAAUCAAAGAAAAGAGACAAAAAGAAAAAGGGUUGUGGACUACUUAGAGAGAUUAAUCAAAUCGAGAGAAGCUCGAGAAUGUUAAAUGAUUUGAUCGAUUCGGACAACUUCUCAUUAACAGAUGAGAAGAGUUUAGAGGUGAAGGAGAGAGUGCAAGAAUUGGUGAAUGUGUGUGAAGCUAUGAAAGAUGGUUUGGAUCCGUUUGAUAAGAAAGUGAGAGAUGUCUUCCACCAAAUUGUUCGUACUCGCACUGAGGCUCUUGAUUCACUUGGAAAGCUUCAAAAUCAAGAAUAGGACAUUUUGCGACAUGUUUUCAUCUUUUGUGGAGUUUUGUUUUAAACACAUGUAAUGCAAGUAAUAUUGAGCUAAGAAAAGAUUAAUUUUUUU
This is a messenger RNA of Arabidopsis arenosa, 1287 nucleotides long. Lineage: Eukaryota; Viridiplantae; Streptophyta; Magnoliopsida; Brassicales; Brassicaceae. The record is from the annotation of a GenBank genome assembly.